UUUUGCGGCAGAAACAUGUUGAAAACGUGUCAAUUAAUUGUGCCACUUGUUAUCGCAUUUUUGCUGGUUGCCACACAAACUGUGGACGCCGACAAGAAGCAUAGCAAGAAGUACAGCAAAGAGACAAACGAGCCGCAUUACCAGCAAAUCGCCAACGAGAAAUAUGAGCCAGAAAUUCGGAAUUUACAGCGACCUUUUCGCCUGGCGAAGUUGAAUCUGAUUUGGGCCAAGGCGCAAAAUCGUCUAACCGAGAGCAAAAUCAAAUCGCUGUACAUGGAGCUAAAGAUCCACGAUAAGGAGGAGAUUGCUUGGAAGCAGCUCAACUCGCAGCAUAAGGAUAAAGAUGGCCUCAAGGAAAAUGAGCUGCGCCAGAAAUUAAUUGGCAUAAUGAGCAGCUACGAUCUGCUGGAGCACUUUGAGGACACACAGGACAAGGAAAAGACCAAGCCCUACAAAAAAUUCCAUGAUCCCGAGGAGCGGCAUAAAAAUAAAAGUCUCUUCAAGGAAAAACUAAAUCGCUUAUGGGAAAAAGCGGAAAUCUCUGGAUUUACCGCGGAUGAGCUGAAGGCGUUGAAACAGGAGUUCGAUCAUCAUCAGGAUAAGGUGGAUGUUUAUUAUAGUCUGCUCGAUAAUCUGGGUCCGAUGGAAACUAAUCCGCACGAAAAUGCUAUCAACACUGAGGAUUUGGAUAGCUACAAUCUCAUUACGAACGAUCCCAAUGAGAAUGAGAUCAAUACCCAUCAGCAGAAUGUGAAGAAUUUCGAGAAUAAUAUGAAUGCAUUGCGUGGACAACAUGUGGGCAUCAAGGAUCACUAUGAUCGCCUAGAGCGUCUCGUUUCCUCGGGUCCGCACAGUCAGGACUUUAUUGAGCCGAAGGUGCAGGGCUUGUGGCGCGUCGCCCAAUCGAGUAAUUUUACGGACAAGGAAUUGGCAUCCAUUAAAACGGAGCUGCAUCAUUUUGAGAGCCGUCUGCUCAAAUUGAGGCAUUUGCAUGCCGAGCAUGCCUUACACAAAGAGAAAUAUAGGGAUGAGAAGCACAAGGAUAAGAGCAAUCGCUUCGAGGAUAUGGAGGAUCAACUGAAGAAACAAGCGCGCAAAGUGGAAAAACUUCAGGAGCAUAUUGAGAAAACCAUAUUUAAGCAUUCGGAGCUUUAGACUCAGUCUGCCCAAUUGUGCCAAAAUGAACAAAUUAACUAUAUCUAACUAAAUAACAUUUACUCCUUUUUUAUACCAAAACUAAUGAAUUAAAAAAUCGUAUGAAGUUUA
This is a messenger RNA of Drosophila grimshawi, 1266 nucleotides long. RefSeq names its product alpha-2-macroglobulin receptor-associated protein. Gene Ontology annotation, cellular component: endomembrane system; endoplasmic reticulum. The record is from RefSeq and is a predicted model, not a curated record. Lineage: Eukaryota; Metazoa; Arthropoda; Insecta; Diptera; Drosophilidae. Gene Ontology annotation, molecular function: receptor antagonist activity; heparin binding; low-density lipoprotein particle receptor binding. Gene Ontology annotation, biological process: regulation of receptor-mediated endocytosis.